UCCUUCUUUUAAAUGGGAUUGUACUUUGAAUUUAGGAUACAUGUAAGUUAACACAUUGAAAGGAUCGCGAAUAUCUACUGCUUAAAACGGGUUAUCCAAUAUACUUCCGCUUCUCUAUGCGUGUGUGUGUAUAUAUAUAAUAUACCAUUGGCAGGUAUAACAAGAGAUGUCCGCUUCAUUCAGGCAGUUUUGCCUGCACCAGACCGGUAUGCAAUGGGGCAGCUGACCCUGACAGGAUUGAACUAAGUACAGUGCAUGUAGUUGACACAGCACAUUUGCUUUUGACACUAAGCGGUUUGAAAAAGAGACACAUUUACAGUUCGCAUUGACGUAGACUUCACUUGUUCGUUGUGUUUAUAAUAGUAUGAGCAUUUAAACUAGUCGUCACACACCUACCUAGGAUUUAAACUCGUACCUGCCAAAAGUGGCUUUUUUUGUAAAACCACGAAACACAUCCUCGACGAACUCGGAUCGUAGUUUUAGCUGGAUUUGCCCCGUCUUUUACAGACCGACCUACGCUUAAAUCGCAGCACUACUUGUUUCAGCAAGCGAUGUGGCUGUUGGUUGUUGCACUGCCCAUGCUCCCUGUGAUUGCCACACUGGUGUUCCAUUACCGAGAGCGGGUGGGAGCGCUGUGUCAGAGAGUGUUCCACAGGAGGAAGAUGAGCAGCUUCGCACAGAGAUCAUUAGAGAGGCGCACACACAGCUUCGUCCUGAUGAACUCCACCCACGGGCAGCCGGAGAGCGUGCUGCAGACCUUUGAGUGCUAUUCUCAAACACAGCCCACCUGCAGUAUUGGGCAAGAGAAAGGGGAGUUUUUGGACAGCGCAGUGAGCAGGGCUGCCCCUCUGCAGGCUCUGGAGCUGGGCACGCACUGCGGGUACUCUGCUAUCCGCAUUCUCAGGCUCCUGCCCGCGUCGGGGAAGCUGUACACUGUGGAACAGGACCCGGACACAGCCGACGUGGGAGAGGAGAUGAUCCUGGUGGCUGGAUUCAAACACUCACAGUUCCAGCUGCUGGUCUCCCCGUCAUGUACAGCCAUUCCCCAGCUGCAGCCCCAGUUUGGAGUGCAGAGCCUGGACUUGGUUUUCAUGGACCACGAUGUGGCAGAGUACCUGCCUGACCUGCGGGCCCUGGAAGAGGGCGGGCUCCUAACCAAGGGUUGCAUCAUCGUGGUCAAUAACACCCACCUUCCAGGAGCCAAGGAGUUCCUGCGCUACAUUCACAACAGCUCCCAUUACUCUGUGUGCUUCCAGGCACUGGGCAUGCAGGAGAUCCGCUACCAGGCAGCAAACACCACAGAAGAGCUUACUGUUACACUGUCAAAUCAAAUGGUUACUUAAAGUUCAUCAGCAACCAAUACACUUUUGGUACUACCUCCACUGUUACCUGCUGUGGCCACCACUACAGCACACAAGUCUAUGAUAAAAGGCAUUGCUAAGUGUGCAUUUAAACAAGCUCAUGUGAAUAUAUGCGCAGUCUGUAUUAACACAGUUCUGAAGGUUUACUGCUGUGCUGUAUUCAAUUAUGACAGCAAAUCAAAGUUUUAGGAAGUACAAAUAUGGUGUAACAGAAGGGAGUAUUAAAGCUGGAAAUGCAUUGUUCAAACUUAGAAUCAGAGUGCAGAUUGACUGGUAGACGUUCUUACUUUUUAUUGAAUGUUGCCCCUAAAAUAAUUUUUAAGAGGAUAUUGUAAUUCGUUUAGUUUGCCAUGAGAGGGCAUCAGCAGAACACAUUUGAGAUAAAUAACAGAAACAGUGUAUGCUAUCGAGAGACAGUUAAUCAGAAUUUGUACAAAACGGUUUUUUAAUAAACAAAAUAUUAAAAAGUGCGGUCUUUACAUGGCAACAAAGGAGUGUUUAAAACUUCAGAUUUAAUAGAAAAUAUACAUCCAAGAUUUGUAGAAAAAUAACUUAUUUGUGUGUGUGGGGGGAGGCAGACAGCAUCUGCAGUAUAUACAUUAACUAAGCAUCGUUAUUUAUGUAGAAUUUAUACGAUUGUAAAUUACGUUUUCUACCAAAUAUGUACUGUAUUAUAAAAAAUCUCAUUGAUUUUACUACUUUUAAAAUCAUGUCUUGUUUUACACUGUAUUUUAAUACUGUACAUGAAAUGAA
Molecule: messenger RNA, 2114 nt
Organism: Acipenser ruthenus (sterlet)
Lineage: Eukaryota; Metazoa; Chordata; Actinopteri; Acipenseriformes; Acipenseridae
Product: transmembrane O-methyltransferase homolog
Exons: 4
Coding region: 552-1343 (263 amino acids)
Biological process (GO): catecholamine catabolic process; dopamine metabolic process; developmental process
Molecular function (GO): catechol O-methyltransferase activity
Source: RefSeq, a predicted model, not a curated record